GACCACCACUAAGGGUAGGCAUCAACGCAAUGACCUGCAGUAGUACGUAGGAAAAUAAAUUUCACUCUCUGACUGCUGAUCGCUCGAAAAAGAGGGAUGCACAUGAUUCAACCAGUGGCGAAGAUUCUGAGAUACAGCCCUGCUUGCUCCCAUUUUGUUUAUAGGGUGGUCAGUGCGGCCCUUAUAUUAUUAUCUGGUGCUGUCUCUUGGCUGUGACAACGCGCCUCUUCUCCCUUGGAAGUUUGCGAGAAGCUCACUCUUUGUCUCUACUUCAAACCCUUGUCAACUAUAAGACCUUUUUAUCACUACUUUUGCCGAAAUUUUAAGCCCAUCAGCAGGAUGCCUAUGGAAUUGCGCAAACGCAAAACUACGGCUUCAACAGCCUCAACUGCAUCGGAUGCGUCGCCUUCAUCUAGCACAAAGAAGAGAACAGCUUCGAUGAAAUUGGCUCUAUCAAAGGCCAAGUCAGUUGUCAUUAGAAAGAAAUCCCCAGCCGCGGUAGACCCCGGCUUUGGCCGAUGCGUUGUUGGUGAGCGCCUCAACCUCGAGGGGUUUGGUGGCUCGGUGGAAACCCAUACGGGAGAGAAGACGACUCUGAAAGACCUUGUUGAUAAGAGCGAGAAGGGUAUUGCGAUAUUCAUCUACCCAAAAGCCUCGACUCCAGGAUGUAUCAACCAAGCCUGCCUUUUCCGAGACGCAAGCCCGCCUUUAGAUUCUACAGGUCUCUCCAUUUACGGAUUGUCGACCGAUAGUAUCAAGGCAAACUGCAACUUCAGGAAUAGGUACAAGAUUCCGUUCUCUCUCUUGUGCGAUCCUAAGGCCACGCUUAUCGGCGCGCUUGGUUACAAAAAAGCUGCAGGAGGCACAACUCGAGGCACAAUCGUGAUUGAUAAAAAUUCUACGGUCCUUGUCACACUUGCUGGUGGCCCCGGCGCGACCGUUGCUGCCGUUGAGGAGCUUGUCCGGCAACAAGCCGAAGAAACAGACACCAAUUUGGAUGGCAAUCGCGAGGAUGAGCAGCUUCAAGCACAAGACGUUGCUGAUAAGAAUCAAGAAAAUCUGGUGAAAGAUGAGAAGAGCGGUCUCGCAGAGAUUGCUGACAAGAAGAAGGAAGAAGUCCUUGGAGAUGGUUUGAGAUCUGAACCUGUGACUGCUUAACAACUCGAUCAAUACGCAAUAUCC
This is a messenger RNA of Xylona heveae TC161, 1182 nucleotides long. Its product is annotated as thioredoxin-like protein. Gene Ontology annotation, cellular component: cytoplasm. The record is from RefSeq and is a predicted model, not a curated record. Gene Ontology annotation, molecular function: thioredoxin peroxidase activity. The coding region runs from base 340 to 1158 and encodes 272 amino acids. The transcript has 2 exons. Lineage: Eukaryota; Fungi; Ascomycota; Xylonomycetes; Xylonales; Xylonaceae. Gene Ontology annotation, biological process: cell redox homeostasis; cellular response to oxidative stress.